Messenger RNA from Porites lobata, 8131 nucleotides. NCBI's taxonomy places the organism in Eukaryota, Metazoa, Cnidaria, Anthozoa, Scleractinia, Poritidae. The record is from the annotation of a GenBank genome assembly.
AGAUCACAAAAAUGGCGGAAGCAAGCGGUGGUGAAGAAGUGACUUCUAAUUCUGAUGAUAGAAUUGCGAAAUCAGAUGAUACAGAAUCACCUCAAGAGAAACCCACUUGUAUUUUGUGCCUUGGUAUGGCUGGAUCAGGAAAAACAACAUUUGUACAGGUAUUUUCAAAGUUCUAGGUUCCUGGCCUAUUCUAGUUUUAUGACUGCUGAUUGUGAAUGUUAACGUUUACCAUAUGUGACCUUCUUUGGGAAAACGUACACUAACGAUAUUUCGUUAAACGGUUAGACCGUUAGCUGUCCGUUAGUCAUCCGUUAGAUGAUUCAAUGAAAAUCGUUAGAGGCGUUAGGCAAUUCGUUAGCAACUCAUCCAUAGCCGUUAGAGCGUUAGUUGUAUCCGUUAGAGGUGUUAGUCAAUUCGUUAGCAACUCAUGUAUAUCCGUUAGAGCGUUAGUUGUAUCCGUUAGAGCGUUAGUCCAGGAAACUAAAGCGUUAACUGACGAUUCUAUUGCUUUGCUGAUCAAGGCCGCUGCCUUAUGGGCGCCCUGUCGUCAGAGGUUUGUACGAUUAAUUUUAUUCGCCCGCGGGCGACCGAAAUUAUAAACAAGGAGCCCGCAUCGGGCACCUGAAACUAGUGAUUCUUGCCAAACCCGUUUCCCAACGUCCAGUGAACGAACGACACAAUUCCCUACCCGUUCUACGCUUUUGAAACGAAAAAUUAAUAUCAAAAUGCUUGGUCGUCGGCUGUAGGCAAAAGAUACCGACGAUAAGAAGUAAACAAACAAGCACACGUCUUGAAAUCCGCUUCUCUGCAGACUUCCGCUAAUUGAUCUCGAAUGAAUUGAAUGGUUGCAGGAAAACCUUCGGUAUAAAAGUCAUGACCUUCUUCCCGUCUUUUUGCCUUUAGAAACGUUGAGGCUCUCUAGUAAUUAAAAAAGUCUACAAUCAUUCAAUACAGCUUUUAUUCAUGUGUUGUCCGUCACACAACGCUUCACUGCGUAUUCAAAUUCCCGGGAGUCAAAUUUCAACCGAAAUUUGCAUAAAGUUGUUUACGAAACCGAUACGGCAUCUUGUUGAAAAACUUUCAUCAGACAUCGAGGGGCUUGCUUGAUAUAGUUUUUGGAAACAUUACAGUCCCAAGUCAAGAUACGUGUUUGCAAACAGUAGUUCUUGUCAAUACGAUGCAGUAGAAGUUUCAUUCCAGGAGAAAUUGGACGGCCUGUUUUUUUGAAGCGCAGUCGUUUCGAGACAAGUCGAUUUCGAUUAUUAUUUUACUCGUUGAUCACAUCACUAGUGAUUUUGAUGCUUUCAAUUUUCAGCCGUUUAUCGAUCGACAGCUGUACUUAAAACUUUCGCUCAAUACAUUGAUAACAACAAGAUGAACUAACCAGCCGUUAAUAGAUUGCUUAAUAGGAAUAGCGCUCGAUUACUUCCACCAAUUCAACUGUUAGAGCGUUAGAACAAAUCGUUAGAGCGUUGGAACGAACCGUUAGAGCGUUAGAACAAAUCGUUAGAGCGUUUGGACAAAUCGUUAGAACGUCAGAACAAACCGUUAGAACGUUUGGACAAACCGUUAGAACGUUAGAAAAGCCGUUAGCUAUCCGUUAGCUAUCCGUUAGUUUUCUAAUGAUAACGAAAUAUCGUUAGUGUACGUUUUCCCAAAGAAGGUCACAUAUUGCCACGUGCUUUAAUGCUUUAUGAAAUAUUCCGAAGCGCGGAUCUAGGAUAAAUACUGACCGAUUUCCUAAACGAUCGCCGAAGGCGCAAGCCUCUAAUAUAAGGGGGUCAGGGGGCAUGCUUCCAUGACAAUUUUUUGAAGUUUUAAGUCCCCUUUCCUUUCCAGACAGGCUAUUGGCCAGUUCCAUUCUACUCGGAUGAAGCCUUGCAAAUCGGCGAAUUGUUUCAUUCUUGAUUUGUGGGGAACAAGAGGAACCUGCAAUCCUAAUUUCCAGGUUGUUAUUAUGCAUGCAUUGCAUGUAUGAAGCCAGCAUCUGUUUGGACUUCCAGUAAGAAUGUAUGGAAUGCACAGAACACAAUUUGAUGACUCACGUUGUAACCUUCUAUUACUCGUAAUCUGAUCACGCAAAUUUGAUUACGCACCUUUUUGACCAUCUGUCACAUGGAACUUUCGCAAAGCACAGCGCUGGAACAAAAGCAUUUUGACCUUCGAUCAUUGUCGAUCAUCUUCAUUAGCAUACAUUAACCUACCCGAAAACAAAAGAAAUAAAAAAUAACCUGAGAUAAAAAAUUAACUGCAACAUAUAUAUAUAUAUGUAUAAAGGGUGUGGAUAAAACUUUAAGGUUCAGAUUCCUGUCAUCUGAGGGGGUGCAGAUAAAAAAAAUGGAAUGUCCCUCGAAGGAAGUUGAUAUUUUGGAUUGAAAGCCUUUGCAGUUGCCUCAGAAAUCUGCCACUUCAUAGCCUUCAAGCAAUAACAGCAAAAAAAGCAUUUUUUAUUUACUUUUGCUCAAAUUAAACAAGAAGUUCCCUUGCUGCAAUUUCAGUAAAAAAAAAAAUGGGAAGGGGGGGGGGGGAUUUCCAUACGCUCCAUUCAUUUAGUACGCAUAAGUGAAAAUUUCAUCUUAGAAAAUGGUGAAAAACAAAUUGCUCUAUGUGAAAUGGCAGCUAGAGAGGUUUCAUUUAAAUUAUUUGUCACACCGCAGGAUUUUAUUUUACAGUCUCAGAAGUUUUUACUAGACUCCAUCAUUAACUCUGGGUUUGGAAGAAGGCCGUUUAACAAUAAUAAUUGUUAAAUAAUUUCUGAAACUAUGUAAUAACAAAUUUCAGAGACUCACAGCACACUUGUACGCCCAGAAGGAGACACCUUAUGUGGUAAAUCUUGAUCCCGCUGUGAGAGAGGUACCCUAUCCAGCAAAUAUUGACAUCAGAGAUUCCGUCAACUACAAAGAAGUCAUGAAACAAUACAAACUAGGUCCAAAUGGAGGCAUUGUCACAUCAUUGAACCUGUUUGCAACAAGAUUUGAUCAAGUUAUGAGUUUUUUGGACAAGAAACGCUCAACUGAUUUCAAGUAAGUAAGAAAUUGUUUAUCUUAGAAUGGGUCAUUUCUUUUAGUAAUAUCAUGGCUGAAAGUUAAGCAACUUCUCUUGUUCUAUUCCCAACAGCUUGAAUGCAUAGUGCCGCGUCAAUUUGGGCAUGCAUUUCAGUAUCGAUUGUGUUACAUUAAUGAUCAUAUGUUCACUUGUUAAUUUGCACAAAUUAUAACUAUUACACCACAACAUUAAUUUAUUUAAUGGGUUCCAUGCAAAAAUGUCCCCAGGCUGCUUCACUAUUAAUGUAAAACAUAAUUUUUGUAGUAUUAGACACCUUUAAGGCCAAAGGUGAGGUGAAAAUUUGAAAAACACUUGCCAUUCAGGCAAGCUGUAGCUGAAAUUUACCACCACAGAGCAGUCAUACAGACCUACCAACUCUCUUCUUUUUUUUGGUUGCUUGCCUAUUGGACAACUCUCGAUCAUGGCAUGCUUCAUUAGCCACAGACAGCUUCUUUGUCAUGCCCUGCCCAUGUUGGUCCACAAGAAAAAGAAACUGCACUAAUUACUGUGCAUUUUAAAUGAUAUUUUAUUGCCAUAUAGUAUCUCUCUCCUUCCUCCAAAAAUAUUCUUGGAUUGUGCUUGUUAUCUUUUUUGUAAAUGAAAAAAUAAUGAUAAAGGUGACCAAUAAUCAGUACAAAAAUGGAAACAGAAAUGAGAAUAUAAAGUUAUUCAUCAUUGUUUGAAAUGAUAUCCUUAUUACGCUGUUAUGUCUCAUAGAACUCCUUUUAAAACUGAUCAUGGCAUUUCAACCAGUUACAGCCUGUAAAGCAGUGAGCAAUCAAAAUGUCAUGAUCAACAUCAAAGUUAGUAGUAUAAAGACAGUAGUAUAAGUUGGUAUUGUUUUAAUAAUUGUUGAAAUUAUGAAAUGCGAUAGUAGUUGUCUAAUUUAGUUGCAGGUAUCAUUUCAUGUAGUGCAAUAUUGUUUUUUUUUUUUAUUCAUUAUGGGCAUUGUAUUCCAGAUAUGCAAUAUUUGACACGCCAGGCCAGAUUGAGGUGUUCACUUGGUCUGCAUCAGGAGCCAUUAUAACUGAAGCACUGGCAUCAUCAUUUGCGACAAUUGUAGUGUAUAUUAUUGACACAGCAAGGAGUACCAGCCCAGUUACAUUUAUGUCAAACAUGCUAUAUGCUUGCAGUAUCUUGUACAAGACAAAGUUGCCUUUUAUUGUUGUUUUAAACAAGGUAAGUAUUAUUAUAGUUAGCCUCAACUCUGCAACUCAGUAAAGAAGCUUCUUAGAGACGAAAAGUCAUCUGACAAGCAAAUAGUCCAAAAUUCUUCAAAUGCUUCCACAGCCUGGGCCAUUGAGGAUGUCAUUUCAACGCCCAAGAUUUUUAAGUUUUCCUUUCCGGCAGUGAAGUAUAAUCAUGCUCAAGGCAGAUACUUCUGAAAUCAUGGUCUGAUGUACUUCAAAAAGUCUGAUGAUCAAUGAUGCACUAGAAAAAGAUAUUGGGAUUAAAAUUAAACAGCAUGAACUUCGCACGUACUCUCUCCUUAAAACAAUAACAACUUCUCCUGGUCACCCCUGCCCAGUGGUUUUAGAAAAAAUCCUUAAGAAUUUCUUUAAUCUUUCAAAAUUUAAAACUGCAGAUAUGAAGCAAAGCAUUGUAGUGUUGGAUUCCCUACAGGAAUGCAAAUUAACUUCAAACAGUUUGACCAGCAAUGUUUAACUCUGGAAGACACUAAACUCCUGGGCCGGGUUUUUCAAAGCUGGGUUAUGAUAACCAAGAAAUUUAUUGGCAAAAAAACACCCUCAUAAAUAUUGAAGGUAAAAAAAGGAACUCAAUUUUCUAAUUCAUUUUUUCUAAAAUUGGAAGAUUGGACACAAGUCUAAAGAAUCAUCAUCAAAUUAUCAGAGAAAAAAAUUAAUUUUAAACAAAACAGAAAAAAAACCUCAAGAAACCACCUGGGGAUUACCAAUUUAACAUCACAUUAUUGCACUAAUCAGCUGGGUUUUUGCAGGGCUCAAAAAAUUUCAGUAACUAUUUGUCCAAAAACUCACCCUUUGUUCCUAAAGAUAGAAAAGCUUGACAAGUUUGUAAAAUAAUAGAUGCAGUAACAGUUCCAGAUCCUCUAUAAACAAAAUCGUUAGCUAAGAUAGGGAAGAAGUGGCCCCAGGCAAGAAAAAUGUGAGACAAGCUGGAAUUCAAUUUUUUUUUCCGCUCCCUGCAUGCAUGGACCCGUAGUUUUAGUCAUUCUUUCUUAUGUUUAGACUGACAUAGUGGACCACAACUUUGCUGUUGAGUGGAUGCAAGACUUUGAGGUUUUUGAGGAAGCUCUAGCACAGGACACAUCAUACAUGUCAAGUUUAACAAGAUCCAUGAGUCUGGUAUUAGAUGAAUUUUACCAAAACCUUCGAACAGUGGGCGUGUCUUCAGUGACAGGAGCUGGUAUGGAUGAGUUUAAAAAGGCCGUGGAUGAUGCUGUGGUUGAGUUUGAAACUCAAUACAAGCCAGGUAAAAAGGGUCUUUAAAACUUAAGAGCAAAUAUCAACAUCCACUUUCUGCACACUCUUUUGCAUUCAGUUUUUAUGGUACAGUGUACUGCCAGAAGAACUCCUUUCUCAUAUCUAGGUCUUUCAGGCAUCCUUGACGAUUAUUUCAUUUCCAUGGCUAUAGAUUAAUGAUUAAAAUCUAGUGAAAUAAGGUUUCUGAAGAAUGCAUAAAAGCUCUGUUGUAGCCAAACAGAAAGUAUCAUCCUGAGAUUGGUGUGCAGUUUUAAACCGGUUGCUUUAUAUAUUGCACAAGAGUUUUUAAGUGAGUUUUUCAAAGCCCUGUUAGCUCUGAUUCUGUUUAAACUGAGAAAAAGCAAACAAACAAACAAGAAGAGAAUAUGAGUUGUCAUGUUUAGGUCCUGAGUUUGCAGUAAUCGUUCUUAGAAUAGACCAUUUUACAGUUGUGAUCCCAGCCUUUUAGUGAACGUGGGGCUGUGGUUGACCUUGUUACAAACCUCUUUCCUUUUCUUAUGAAAAUUAUGUUGAAAAUAUACCUGUUGGCAUAAGAACGACAUGAUUUACAUAAUAAAGCAGGAAGGGUUGUAUCAAAACAACGUCAACUCCAGCCUCGUUUCCACCUGUAAUAGUUGAUUGAUUAGAAUAACUCAGUCCUGAUUCUCCCAUCUCGCUAGCAACUAUUACUAACACCAUAUUACAUACAUUGAUUAAUUCUGUACAUUAAUUACUUCCCUUUUUAGUCUGUUCCAGGCGUUCAAACUGUGGGGAUGGUGCAAAGAUACCGUACAAUUCCGAAAAUAGGCCCCGGGGCUCAUAUUUUUCAAAGGCCCUUUUUGAGGGGCUUAUUUUUUUUGAGGGACUUAUAUUCGGAGGGGCUUAUCUACGGAGAGAAAUUUGCGUUUCAAAAUCGAUUGGGCUAGCCUUGGGGGUUGGAAGUAUGUUUACUGUAUUUGCUUUGUUUUACUUUGUAUUUGAGGGCUAUUUUCCAAGUACAAGCCCCCAGGGGGAGGCCCGAGGGGGGCUUAUAUUUGGACGUGGGUUUUUUGCAUUACCGGUUUAGGGGGCUUAUAUUUGGAGGGGCUUAUACAUGGAGGGGCUUUUUUUCGGAAUUUUACGGUAUGUGACGUGAGGAGGAGAAACAGCGAGGGGGGUGGGUGGUGUAGGGAGUGAAUGAGUGAGUUCCCUCCUCUCUCCCUCUCUCUUUCUCUUCCUUCUUAUUUUUUCCUACUCUCUUCUUUCUCGCCACACUCCACUAUCUGAAUGCCUAGAAAAAGGCCAUUCUCCCUUUGACCUACGUCCCUGUUAUGAAAUUCUGGUGUAUCAUUAAUCUUCAUCAGAAUAUGAAAGACUGAAAAAAGACAAAGAAGAAAAAGCAAGAAAAGAAAAGGAGGAUCAGCUGAAGAAAGUAAAACAGGAUCUAGGUGCUGGCAAACCUGUUGCGAUGGAAACAAACCCAAUUGGUGCCCAGGCGCUUGCAUCCAUGCAUGCGACUCCAUUCCACAUCUCCCUAGGGGCGGACUUAGACAGUGAUGAUGACGAAGGGAAUGGGGAGGAAUUUGAUGAAGAAGAAAUGAAAGAACAUGAUUCAUUCAAGAGAUAUUUGGAAAAAGAGAAACUAAAGAAACAAGCUGGAACAAACCAAGAAUAAUGUACAUAUAGAAAAGAACAUUACGAGCUAGCAAUCUCUACCUCGACAGCGCCCUUGUUUACAAAUUCUGUGAGGUUGUGAGGGACAGGUGAUUUUAGCGUGCGGACAAGCAUUCCGGGGCGCUCUCUCCAUUUCCUGCCCCGCCGCCAGAGCGCCCUGGAGAGCUUGCUCACAGGCUAGGUGAUUUGUCUUGUCAAGACGGAGCUCGCCCAAGCGAAUUACGGUCGUUUCACCCAGACUUAAGUCGAUUUGCCCAUGAACGUAGAACACUCUACGAGUCGAUGGUAUUUUAAUCAAGCUUGGAUUUCACAUUAGCCUGCGUGCAGACGAUAACUAAACUCUGAUUAGUACCGUCUGCGAAGCAGCGCAGAGAUCCUUGUUCUGGACCCCCAACGGACUCAACGAAUUACCGGAAGUAAUUUUCAACCUGAUUGGCGAUCACGACAAACAAAACAAAGGCCUUUUUUAACUGGCCAAUCGUGGCGCGUACUCAAAUCUGGGUACACAGCUGGAAGUCCAGAACAAAGAUUUCGGCGCUGUUUCGCAGACGGAGUUAACCAGAGUUUAAUUUCGUCUGCGCGCAGACUAAUUUCACAUGGGCAGUCCCUAUCUUUACGUUUGUUCCUUGUUUCAGGCUUAAAGAACGAAAAAAAAAAGUGAAUCGACUUAAGUCCAGGCAACACUACGGACAGAUACGUUGUUUCCCGCUUUCUCCUCAAACAGGUAUUUGUACAUGACAUGCAGCUUUUUAUGCAAAACAUACACACACUACUAUAGACAACGGUCAACUCGUUGUAUUUCCGGGUGCAGGAAAAUCUUAACACUUGCUAUGCCAACUCUCUUGGUUUCAUAGUGUUAAAGGGAUUUUCCUGGAUAUUAGUAUUCGUUGUAGAUGGAAUGUGGAGAAAUUGCGUUUAAGCUUCACCGUUUGACUAUUAAACUUGUGAUAUAAACUUGCUAUGUAUUUGAUAUAGACUCGAAUAAACGCAGU